Acanthochromis polyacanthus (spiny chromis) is the source of this 1544-nucleotide messenger RNA. RefSeq lists its product as uncharacterized. Bases 122 to 1027 code for a protein of 301 amino acids. The transcript has 8 exons. Gene Ontology annotation, molecular function: S-adenosylmethionine-dependent methyltransferase activity. The record is from RefSeq and is a predicted model, not a curated record. Lineage: Eukaryota; Metazoa; Chordata; Actinopteri; Pomacentridae.
UCCUUAAACCCGGACACAUGUCUGAGCUACAGCCUGAACUCAGAGCUAGCAGCGAAUCAAGUGGAUUUCAGGGGCUUUCCUGGAGAUUUUCUUCAGGUUAUACUGGUUUUAAUGGUUCAUCAUGAAUUUCUGUGAAGCUAAAUCGGAGCUGAAGCAGCUACUGAGCAGAGUGGAUCCGUCCGAGCUGCCGAAGCUGCUGGACUGGAUGAAGAACUCAGAUGAUCUGGAUGAUUUUCUCCUCGACAACAGAACCGUGAUUCUCCAGAACAUCUCUGAUGACCUCAGAACUCGUUUACCGCUGAACGCCAUGUUAGCGUCUGAGACCACCGCCCACCUCAAGAUCCAGCAGUGUUCUCGGCCGACGCUCCACGUGGACAGCUUCUUGUACGAUGAAGAUCAGGUGGAUUCUCUAUGUGAAGAUGGAACCAUGAGCAGAACGUUCUGCCUCAACUGUGGAUCCCAGAAAACUGCAGCUCUGGACUUCGUCUCUCACUCGUUCUCCAUCUCUGAGCUUCGGUUCCUUUUCCAGAACGUUCUUCCAGAUCUGAGUGGCAGAACUUUGGUGGACGUCGGAUCCAGACUGGGAGCGGUUCUGUACGGGGGCUACGUUUACAGUUCGGCAUCUCGUCUUUUGGGUCUGGAGAUCAGUGAGGAGUUUGUUCAGCUGCAGAACGAGAUGCUGCAGAAAUACCAACUGACCGACCGAGUUCAGGUCAUUCACGCUGACGUUUGCACGCAGGAAGUUCUGCUGCAGAACACCGACGUUCUCGUCAUGAACAACGUCUUCGAGUAUUUCAUGGAACCCAGCGAGCAAAUCAGAGCGUGGCGGUUCAUCAUCCAGUCCUUCAGGAAGUCGGGUUCUCUCCUCGUCUCUACUCCUAGUUUACAGGAAAGUCUCGGCGCUCUGCAGCAGGAGGCGCUGCUGCCCGGCUGGGUGGAGGAGCUACCCGUGGACUACAACGUUUACCUGGGCAGAGACUCCGACCCCGAAAACCUCCGACAGAUACACCUGUACAGAGUCAUGUGACCUCAGACCCCUGUAUGGGAUCAUGUGACUAGUUUUGUCCAAUCACAUUCUUCAAUUGGUCUAAAUUAGAUUUUUGAUUCUUUUAUGAGUCAAAACAAGCAAAUAAAAUUCUUCUUUUUGUUUUUUUUGCACCUCGUUUCUCACUUGGUCAAUUUUUUUAAUUUGCUCUUUUAUGUGUUUGAGUUUUUCUUUUACAAAGUCAGCGUUCUCCAGGAGAACUUCUUUAUAUCAAUUUAAUAAAUGUAUUUAAACAGAACAACGGCUCCAGCGUCAUGUGAUCACAUGAACUCACCUUUAUGUAGAGAAAACGUGUUUUUAAUGUUUUUAAUAAAAAUUAAAAUAAAUAUCCAAAUAUCAACCUAUGCAAUAUAGUUAUGGCUUAAAAUGUAGUUUAUAUUAUUUGUUGAACAUAUUUUUGUGGUUCUUAAUAAAAAUUAAGGACUUAUUAUGCUUUUAACUUUGAAUUUUUUUAUUGCAUUUUUUAAAAAUGUUUCCUUUAUUGUCUGUUUUUAUUAAA